AUGACAAGCAACACGAACUCCCGAAAGCGAGGAAGCGACCAGUCAGAAAAGCUCCCUGAUCCGAAGAAGUUGAGGCGGGCCAUGGCCGACAGGCCCGGCCGCCUACACAAGACGAUCACAGUCCUCGUCGGACACGAGGAAGAUGUAUUCACCAUCGAUAAGAGUACUCUUCUGACUAGCUCCGAGUUCUUCAAGAAGACCUUGGGAACGUCGCUCAAGAUCAAUGGUCCAAAAGAAGUGAAACUGCCAGACGUUGAACCCCGAGCUUUUGAAAUUUACCUUGGUUGGCUUGAAACCGGCUACUUCUACAUCACCGAGGAAGAUGACCUUGUCAAUUCUCUCAUUAAGGAUGAUUCUCGUAACAUCAAGGACGACGAGUGUGGUAAGUGGAAUGAGUGCUACACGCUUGGCCACGCCAUACGGGACUGUGGUUUCCAGGACGCCUGUAUCGAUUGGAUUCUAGAGAAGAUGGUAUCCGAAGAUAUGAUCAUGCUUCAUGUACCUCUCGCGGUAUAUGAGAUCUGUGAUACAAUUCCAGCGCAUCGACAGUUUGCCGUUGAUGGCGUCGCUCACUUUUGGUAUGAUGACGAUUUCGAAAACAUGGAAGACGACAAAUUCCCUCCUAAGUUCGUCUUAGAUCUCGCAAAGUAUAUGGGGUCAAAUAUGAGGCACAGAAACGUCGCGGCUGAAGAUAACAAGGAGUUCUUCAGAGACAUCGGUUGCAAGUAUCAUGCGCAUGUCGCUCUCAACAAGCCUUGCUACAAGAAGACACAUCCGGCCUACAAGUAA
Alternaria arbusti is the source of this 789-nucleotide messenger RNA. RefSeq lists its product as uncharacterized. The record is from RefSeq and is a predicted model, not a curated record. The transcript is spliced from 2 exons. The coding region runs from base 1 to 789 and encodes 262 amino acids. Lineage: Eukaryota; Fungi; Ascomycota; Dothideomycetes; Pleosporales; Pleosporaceae. Gene Ontology annotation, molecular function: protein binding.